UUUUGGUUGAUGUUUGGGCGGGGACUAGGAGGUGCCUGGGGCUUCUGGACCCGACAGGCUCUCCCUCAAACUGCCUUCCGCCGGCUGAGUCCGGGGAAGGGGCGGAGGGGUCACGGUGUGAGCAAACCCCUCCGCCCCCGUCCUUAGGGUCUUCGCUGGGGGCGACCCCAGCGGCACUCUCUCCGUGCAUACACUCGGCACUUCUCUGAUCUCGCCUAGGGUGUACACAGGCUGGGGAAGUUGGCGUGGGGGGCGCAGGUGUCCGGAUCGGAGGGUGCUGGGCUGGGUGGUGCCACGACGCUCUGCUGUGCUCUGAGAAGUGCGGGGGACUUGGGGAAGUAGGUUCUGGGUGGGAGAGUGUGAGAACCAGAGGCGUGAGCGUCCUGGUGCAGCCCCGUGGUGCUGGUGUUUCGGGACACUUGGGGUCUUGGGGCGCAAAGACGUAUUCGGGCUUGGUAUUGAGGGUCGGUGAUUAUCCCAGCCCCUGCUCCCGGUCAGCCCGGGACUCCCUUAGAACAAACGUGCAGGAUCCGCAGGGCCGGCCUGGGAACGCGUCCAGGGUGAGCUGGUGUCGUCAGAACGAGUACUGACUCCCCUCCCCCUCCCGGCUCUGAGUGUGGGAGGAGACACGCAGCCCCCUCCCAGGCAGCAGGGGCAGGGCCGAGGGAGGCCUGUAUAAGGCUCCCCCGGAAGGCUCCACCGCCCUAAGCUCACCACCCGCCCCCGGACGCCUCUCUCGCCAUGUGGCUUCUGGUUCUGUGCCUCUCCCUGCCCCUGGGGGGCACUGGCGCCGUGCCCCUCGUCCAGUCCCGGAUCAUAGGCGGCUGGGCGUGUGACAAGCACUCCCAGCCCUGGCACGUGGCUGUGAAUCGCGGUGGUCUCACAGCGUGCGGGGGCGUCCUGGUGCACCCCCAGUGGGUGCUCACAGCCGCCCACUGCUUCAGCAACAACACGCAGGUCUGGCUGGGGCUGGACCGCCUGCUGGAGGACGGAGCCGAGGCCACGCUGGCGCAGGUAGCCCGCAGCUUCCCGCACCCCCUCUACAACCUGAGCCUCCUGGGGAGCGCGAACCUCACGGCCGGGGAAGACAACAGCCACGACCUCAUGCUGCUGCGGCUGGCGGAGCCCGCGCGGCUCUCGGGCGCGGUGCAGGUGCUGGGCCUGCCCACCCGGGACCCCCAAGAGGGCAGCACCUGCAUCGCCUCGGGCUGGGGCAGCAUCAAACCAGAGAAGUUCUUGCGCCCCAGGAGCCUCCAGUGCGUGGACCUCCGUCUCCUGUCCAGUGACGAGUGCAGAAACGUCUACUCUGAGAAAGUAACAGAGUUUAUGCUUUGUGCCGGCCACUUGGAAGGCGGCAAAGACACCUGCAAGGGGGACUCCGGGGGCCCCCUGGUCUGUGACGGCGUGCUGCAAGGCCUCACCUCGUGGGGCGGGAUUCCGUGCGCCCGGGCCAGGCAGCCGGCUCUCUACACCAAGCUGGUGCGGUACCGGAAGUGGAUCGAGGACACCAUGGCAGCCAACCCCUGAGUGCCCCGCCCCGCCCCGCCCCGCAGCGAGUAAAGUCGAGUCCACGCCGCGCUCUGUAUCGUGCAGCCUCUGUAGACCCUGGGCAGCCGAAGCGCAGGGCUCGGCGCCCCACCUGGCGCCCCCGGCCCUCCCAGCCCGCCUCACGUAGUGCAGGGACAGGGUCGACUGGUGGGGUGCACGUGGGUGUGGCUUCAGCCUCCUCCCCACGCACUCCGGAACCUGGGCGGUGUACAGGGACACGCAUGGGGGAGGGGCGGGGCCCAGCCUGGGAGGGCGGGUGGCAGGUGCACUGGGUGCCCUCUGUGGGGCACGCGUGCCAGACGGAGCCUACGACCUGAGCAGAGAGCAGAGGGGCCUUCGACGUGGCGGGGGCCCAGAGCCCUGGGCAGCCCCGCCUCUGUGGGGGAAGCAUUGGGGUUGCCCAAAGCGCCCUAAGGCAGCAGAUUCCGGGUGGAACCCGCAGAACCCGGAGGAGGUGUCCCACUCUGGGUUGCCGUAGUUUGUGGUCGGUGACGGGCCACAGGUUAAAACGAGCAAAGGCAACAUGUGUGCAGGUUGAGUGGGGGAGGAAAUGGACCAGCGGCAGGUGCUGUCUGCCGGGCGAGUCUUCCGGAGCCUUUCAGCCCAGCCCGGCCCAAGUGUCCGGAGAGUCUGUGGGGAGUCGGCCUGCGGGGUGUGGGGUGCUUCCGGAGCUGGGGGCGGGCUCCGGCUCUGCAGCUCGGCCGGGGGUCCCCCAGAGCAGGUGUUGACCAGUGGUCAGGCGUGGCCCAAGGGCCCGGGGAGACCACACAGUCUCUGGGAUCCGAUGCCAACCCCUGGACGGCUCUGCCAGGGGCGCGUCCUUUGUUUGGAAUGAGCCCUGCAGGCUCCUGAGUUCACCACUGGGUGUUGGGUGGGCGCCUGGGCUCUGGCUCUGUCUUGAGGGGCACACAGAGCCGUCCCGCCACGGGCAUCCAGAAGUAGGAGCAGUUUGGAGGGCAGGUGCUGGGCUCCGCGAGUAUGUGCUGCCUUCUCUUCAUGCCACCAGGGAGGCGGGGACUCCUCUGCUCGCUUUGGGGGGACGGCGGGACACACGGGCGUGUUGCUGGUCACGAGACGGGGGCUGUCCCCUGUGCGGGCUGACAACGGGUCGCACUCAGAACCAGUGUGUGCAGGCAGCGACUGGGGGCCAAGGUUAGCAGCAACAGGGGCGUGCAGUGAAUUCUGGUGCCCGCGGGAGGGUGUGAUUGUCGAUGUCCUCAUCCAGUAAGGUUGCAGGCUGGCAGGAAGUGAGACCCAUUAGGCUGAGGACUUUCUGGGGUGCAGUAGAUCCCCCCCUGGGACAGAAACUAGCUAGGGAUGGCGGAGCCCUCCCUAGGGCAAGUGGGCUAUGGCUGGGGUGGGACAGGCUGUGGGGUCCCGGGGUCUGUCCUGGCAUGUGGGGAUGUGGAACCCAAGACCAGUGGCAUGUGGGGGAUGGCGAGGGACAGGGUGGUGAUAGGAGGCUUCUUAAGCAGCAGGCGGCGUGACUUUGUCUCUGGAGGGGAACACUUGGAGCCGGCAGGGUUCAGCUUUGUCCCCAAAGUGCCGCUAAGUUACAGUCCCUCUUCCAUCACCUGGCUCUGGCCAGCUGGGUCCCCCUCCUACCUCCAACUCCAGGUGGCCAGGGGCAGCCUCAGUGCUUGAGCAUCUGUCAGGGACUCUGAAGGGUCUACUGAUGUUUGGCCACAUCAGUCAGCCUGGCACAGUUUCCUGAAGGCUGCCUGGACACGUGAAUGCCCAGGGGCAGACAAGGGCCUCUACUCCCGGCAGGGCAGGCCGCGUGGACUUCAUGUCCACGGCUGUUCCCCUGGCCCCCAGGUCCUUCAGGGUGCACGCUCACAUCGGCUCACCUGCCCCUCCAGUCACUUGGGGGUGACCAGAGCAGGCCAGCGGGAGUCUGCACACUGUGGAGGAUUUUCUGAGGUCGGGAAUCCUCAGUCUCACAAAAGGGUUGCCAGCAACCUUGCCGAGCCUUCGUCCCCGAGGCGAUGCUGUCUUUAUUGUCCCAGGCCGCAAACAGAGCUGCCCUGCAGGAAGGGGUUUUAUUUCUAUUUGUUGUCCUGGACAUUAAACAAGUGAGUUCCGGGGACAUGCUACCCUUAUUAUCUUGGACGGUAACCCAACCCUGCCUGUGGAGAUAGUUAUCUCGCCAGACUGCUCUCCGGACAGAUCUCUGCGGUAGACACCUUGAGCAAAAUGGCUUAAGGCCUUUCUCAGAAGUCAUAGUCAGAAGGCAAGAGACCCGCGGGGAACUGUCUGCCAGCACUGUGAGCUUGAGGCCCGUGGACGGGUCACAGUUCUGACCCCGAGUACCACCCACGGGCUGUCUGAAUCACUCUGGCCGGAGUUGUAUCCCAAACCUGAAUGUCCACACCUAAGUGUCUGUGAACUCCUUAUAUAAAUUACUUACAACACUUGAUAUUUGUUAGCGGUGUCCGGGUGUCAGUCCCCCCUUCAUUUAGCCUCUACAGAAGUCUCCAGUUUACCCACAAAGCAAGGGAAGUGCACUGAGAAAUAAUUUGCUUAGUCAAUGUGUGUGCGUCUGAGCCCGGGUGGGCAGGCUCUGGAUACCGUCGCCCCACGAUGGACCCCUGUCUGCGUGCCUCGCCCCGUGUGCCCUUAUUAGGCCCCCACCUCGUCUGCCCAGGCCCUGUGUGCAACUAUGUCCAUCUGUGGCCUUGUAUAUCCAGACCUACACUGGAGAGUAUGAACUCGGGUGAGAACUCCUGUGUCCCAGUGUGUGCAUGUGUGUGUGUGUGUGUGCACCUGCAUGACUUACACACGCAUGACCUUGCGUGCCUUCGCUGCUGAGGCACACCCCCGCCCAUGUAAAACCUAAAGGGAAGAGAGAGUAAAAAUACCAGGGAUUUCCAGACAGACGGUGGGCAAACCACGCGUGAAUGUCACGGAGGAAGACAUGGGCACGGGGUGGGGGGGUACCCCUGGGGUCUCUUUCCUCUCCCAGAGGCCUAGAACGGUGACAGGGUGCUGGGAGCUGAGGCAUGCGCACCUCCCUCCCAGCCAAGGCUGCUGACUCUGUCUCUCUGUGGGAGCACUUGUCACGUGUUUAGCUACUCAAAUCUCCCGCCAAGGGGCUGGCAUGGUGAUGGUGUCCCCAGAUUGCCAAAGGGCUCGGCAAACCUCGGGCUGCCCACGCUCCUGCCCAUGUGUCUGUGCCCUUGCAGACUUGCCGCCCGCCCACACAGCUCCACGCAGCCCGGGCGAGCACAGUCUGCGCGUGCGCAGUGCCUGGGGCCACGGUGCUCUCUCCACCACCCAGCAUCCAUCGCCCUGACAUCAUAUUGAUGCGACUGGCCCCGCCCCUGCCCUCGCUCCGCGCCAAUCAGGAGCCUCCCUGGCGCUGCCUUGGCGGGUGUGGCCUGCGUGACGUGGGCUGCGCGCAGCCUGGUGCAGGAGAGAAACCUUGAGGGUUUCCACUUGGCCCCCAGGCCCUGAGGGGCAGGUGCUGGGCCUCCUGGCGGACCCUGUCCUAGAGGGGUCCAACUUUGCUUUCCCUUACGGUCCCCUGGUUCUCCGCAUCGGGGUGCUCGCUGGUGCCUUCCCCUUCCGGGACCCUGGCCGGGCUCAGCUGCGGGGUGGGCGGCGGAGGCACGGGGCUCGCGUGGACCCCGAGUCUGGGGCCGAUCGGGGCGGAGCAGGAGGACUCCCG
Molecule: messenger RNA, 5218 nt
Organism: Oryctolagus cuniculus (rabbit)
Lineage: Eukaryota; Metazoa; Chordata; Mammalia; Lagomorpha; Leporidae
Product: kallikrein-2
Biological process (GO): zymogen activation; regulation of systemic arterial blood pressure
Cellular component (GO): secretory granule
Molecular function (GO): serine-type endopeptidase activity
Source: RefSeq, a predicted model, not a curated record